This is a messenger RNA of Apodemus sylvaticus (European woodmouse), 9783 nucleotides long. RefSeq names its product bromodomain and WD repeat domain containing 1 (gene Brwd1). Gene Ontology annotation, molecular function: protein binding. The record is from RefSeq and is a predicted model, not a curated record. Gene Ontology annotation, biological process: regulation of cell shape; cytoskeleton organization; regulation of transcription by RNA polymerase II. NCBI's taxonomy places the organism in Eukaryota, Metazoa, Chordata, Mammalia, Rodentia, Muridae. Gene Ontology annotation, cellular component: nucleus. The coding region runs from base 85 to 6861 and encodes 2258 amino acids. The transcript has 41 exons.
GGUACGCCGGCCCGGUCAGGCCUCGGCGCGGCCUACACGUUCCCCUCGUUCGCUCGCUCGCUCGCUCCCGUCCGGCGCCCCGCCAUGGCGGAGCCUUCGCCGGCCCGACGUCCGGUGCCUCUCAUCGAGUCGGAGCUGUACUUCCUCAUCGCCCGCUACCUCUCAGCUGGCCCGUGUCGCCGAGCGGCGCAGGUGCUGGUGCAGGAGCUGGAGCAGUACCAGCUGUUGCCGAAGAGGUUGGACUGGGAGGGCAACGAGCACAACAGGAGCUACGAGGAAUUGGUAUUGUCCAAUAAGCAUGUGGCUCCUGACCACCUGCUACAGAUCUGCCAGCGCAUCGGUCCGAUGCUGGAUAAAGAGGUUCCGCCCAGUAUCUCAAGAGUCACUUCUUUGCUUGGUGCAGGAAGGCAGUCUUUGCUACGAACAGCAAAAGACUGCAGGCACACAGUGUGGAAGGGCUCUGCCUUUGCUGCUCUUCACAGAGGAAGACCUCCUGAAAUGCCCGUGAAUUAUGGCCCCCCACCGAGUCUUGUGGAGAUACAUCGAGGAAAGCAGCUCACAGGGUGUUCUACUUUUAGCACAGCGUUCCCAGGAACUAUGUACCAGCACAUAAAGAUGCACAGGAGGAUUCUCGGACAUCUGUCUGCUGUGUACUGUGUAGCAUUUGAUAGGACAGGACAUAGAAUCUUUACAGGUUCAGAUGAUUGUUUGGUAAAGAUUUGGUCAACACAUAAUGGACGCUUGUUGUCUACAUUAAGAGGCCAUUCUGCAGAGAUUUCAGACAUGGCAGUGAACUACGAGAACACCUUGAUUGCUGCAGGAAGCUGUGAUAAGAUCAUUAGGGUGUGGUGCCUGAGGACUUGCGCCCCAGUUGCUGUGCUGCAAGGACACACAGGGUCAAUUACGUCUUUGCAGUUUAGCCCAAUGGCCAAAGGACCUCAGCGGUACAUGGUUUCUACUGGUGCUGAUGGUACUGUUUGCUUUUGGCAAUGGGAUUUAGAGUCCUUGAAAUUCAGUCCACGCCCCCUGAAGUUCACGGAAAAGCCAAGGCCUGGUGUUCAGAUGCUGUGUUCUUCGUUUAGUGUUGGUGGUAUGUUUUUAGCUACAGGUAGUACUGAUCAUGUAAUCAGGAUGUAUUUUUUGGGAUUUGAAGCACCUGAAAAAAUCGCUGAGCUUGAAAGCCACACUGACAAAGUUGAUAGUAUCCAGUUUUGUAACAAUGGUGACCGGUUCUUAAGUGGUAGCCGAGAUGGCACAGCACGGAUCUGGAGGUUUGAGCAGUUGGAAUGGAGAAGCAUUUUACUGGACAUGUCCGCCAGGAUCUCGGGAGACACAUCUUCAGAAGAAGAGAGGUUUAUGAAACCCAAAGUUACAAUGAUUGCUUGGAAUCAGGAUGAUAGCACUGUUGUCACAGCUGUGAACGAUCAUGUCCUCAAGGUGUGGAGUUCCUACACUGGACAGCUCCUUCAUAACUUACUGGGACAUGCUGAUGAAGUGUUUGUUUUGGAGACACAUCCCUUUGAUUCCAGAAUUAUGUUAUCUGCAGGACACGAUGGCAGCAUAUUUAUUUGGGAUAUUACAAAGGGCAUCAAGAUGAAGCAUUACUUUAAUAUGAUCGAAGGACAAGGACAUGGAGCUGUGUUUGACUGUAAGUUUUCACAGGACGGACAACAUUUUGCCUGUACAGAUUCUCAUGGGCAUCUUCUGAUAUUUGGUUUUGGAUGCAGCAAGCCAUAUGAAAAGAUUCCUGAUCAGAUGUUUUUCCAUACUGACUACCGACCACUGAUAAGAGAUUCCAACAACUAUGUCUUGGACGAGCAGACACAACAGGCCCCUCAUCUUAUGCCUCCACCAUUCUUGGUAGAUGUGGAUGGAAACCCUCAUCCAACCAAGUUCCAGAGAUUAGUGCCAGGCCGAGAAAACUCAGCAGAUGAGCAUUUGGUCCCACAGCUAGGCUAUGUGGCUACUAGUGAUGGCGAGGUGAUUGAGCAGAUUAUCAGCCUGCACACCAAUGAGAGUGGAGAUGCAAGCCCAGAGCCCAGCGUCCUGGAUGGCAUGAUUCGGCAGCUGCAGCAGCAACAAGACCAGAGACUGGGAGUGGAUCAGGAUGUGACUGCAAAUGGACUUCCCAAUGAGGAAGGGACACCCCGAAGAGGGAGUUUUAGAAGACUGAGUUUAGACAUUCAGUCUCCUCCAAACAUUGGUCUUCGUCGGAGUGGGCAGGUUGAAGGUGUUCGUCAGAUGCAUCAGAAUGCCCCCCGGAGUCAGAUUGCUACAGAGCGUGACCUCCAGGCGUGGAAGCGCAGAGUAGUUGUUCCAGAGGCACCUCCUGGCAUGUUCAGGAGGUUGGAAGACAUUCGCAUAGAGAGAGGCGAGGAGGAGAGAAAUCUGUAUGUAAUAGGGAGGAAAAAGAAGACUUUCCAGCUCCCACAAAAGUCAAAUUCGAUGGUUUUGGUGUCCCAGUCUAGACAACGGACGUGUAGGCGUAAAUAUGCAAAUUAUAGUAAAAGAAAUGCUGACCAGUGUGAAUUAUCUUCUGGAAAUGAAACUUCGGGCUCUGUUAGACAAGAGACAUCUUGUGAUCAGAGUGAGGGUUCUUGUUCUUCAGAAGAUGACGAGUGGAGAAGUGACAGAAGAAGUGGGAGUGACAGCGACAGCCCAAGCGACUCUUCAUCUCAGUACUCUGAUUGGACAGCUGACACAGGGAUUAAUUUGCAGCCUCCUUUAAGGAUGUCAUCUCGUCGUCGAGUAACUCGAUUCUGCAGCACUUCAGAGGAUGAAAUGUCCAUGGAGAACAUAUCUCCUCCUAAACGAAGGCGGAAAAGAAAGAAAGAAAGCAAGCCUAAAAGGGAGAGUUUGCGAAGGAUGACUCCAGCAGAACUUGCAAAUAUGGAACACCUGUAUGAGUUUCACCCUCCUGUGUGGAUAACUGACACCACACUACGGAAGUCUCCCUUUGUUCCUCAGAUGGGUGAUGAGGUGAUGUACUUCCGUCAGGGUCAUGAAGCUUACAUUGAAGCUGUCAGACGAAAUAACAUUUAUGAACUGAACCCUAACAAGGAGCCAUGGAGGAAAAUGGAUAUUAGGGAUCAAGAAUUGGUCAAAAUCAUUGGACUUAGGUAUGAGGUUGGACCACCUACACUCUGUUGCCUCAAACUAGCAUUUAUAGAUCCAGCCACUGGCCGACUGACAGAUAAAUCUUUCUCUAUUAGAUACCAUGAUAUGCCAGAUGUUAUUGAUUUUCUUGUGUUGCGCCAGUUUUAUGAUGAAGCAAGACAGAGAAACUGGCAGCCUUGUGACAGAUUUCGAUCUAUAAUUGAUGAUGCUUGGUGGUUUGGAACUGUGUUGAGCCAAGAGCCAUAUCAGCCCCAGUACCCUGACAGUCACUUCCAGUGCUACAUUGUUAGGUGGGACAACACCGAGAUAGAAAAGCUUAGCCCAUGGGACAUGGAACCAAUUCCUGACAAUGUUGAUCCUCCAGAAGAAUUGGGAGCAAGUAUCUCUGUCACUUCAGAUGAGCUAGAGAAAUUGCUCUACAAACCACAAGAUGGCGAAUGGGGCCAGAGGUCGAGAGAUGAGGAGUGUGAGCGGAUCAUCAGUGGUAUAGACCAGCUCCUAAACCUUGAUAUAGCAGCAGCUUUCGCAGGCCCGGUGGAUCUGUGUACAUAUCCAAAGUACUGCACAGUGGUUGCUUAUCCAACUGAUCUCUAUACAAUUCGAAUGCGGCUUGUUAAUCGAUUUUACAGGCGGUUAUCUGCAUUAAUUUGGGAAGUCCGAUAUAUAGAGCAUAAUGCAAGAACGUUUAAUGAACCUGAAAGCGUAAUUGCAAGAUCAGCUAAAAAAAUAACUGACCAGCUUCUAAAGUUUAUCAAGAAUCAGGAUUGUACAAAUAUAUCGGAAUUAUGUAACACUUCUGACAGUGAUGAUGACGACCACAGUGCUGAUGAUUUGGAUGAUAGUGAUCUUCCUAAAGCAUCUUCUGGAAGGAGGAGGGUCCACAACUGGAAGAGGAGGAGGAGAGCCAGCAGCUGUACUGAGAGUGACUGGAGGAGACAAUGCAAGGCCCUGCUUAUCCUCAUCUUCCAGUGUGAGGACUCGGAGCCCUUCAGACAGCCCGUGGACUUGGUUGAGUACCCAGAUUACCGAGAUAUUAUAGACACUCCAAUGGAUUUUGGAACAGUAAGGGAAACUCUAGAAGCCGGGAAUUAUGAUAGCCCUGUGGAGUUUUGCAAAGACAUCCGAUUGAUAUUUAGCAAUGCAAAGGCAUAUACACCCAACAAAAGAUCAAAGAUUUAUAGUAUGACCUUAAGAUUGUCUGCUUUGUUUGAAGAAAAAAUGAAGAAAAUCUCCUUUGAUUUUAAAAUUGGUCAGAAAUUCAAGGAGAAACUUCGUAGAAGCCAAAGAUUCAAGAAACGACAAAACUGUAAUGGUGCUGUUCCAGUUGACAGGAGCACGAGAAAUGUCAAACAGAAGCAGUUCAAAUCUCAGACAAAAGUAAUUCCACAGUUGAUGUGUCCUCCUUCUCAGUCUACCUCAAGUAAGGUACCUUUGUCUGCAACCCGCAAGACAAGUGCUGGUGUCUCUUCAGGUUUUACUUCUGGGGACUCUUCAGAUUCUGCAGGAUCAUUAGAAAGAGUGAGAAGACACAGACUUGAAGCACCCAAGAGUGGUUCUGUGCUGUUUGGAAGUGAAAUGGAAGAUUUCUUAGCUACCUCUUCAUCUUCUUCAGCUUCAAAUAGUUCAGAGGAAAGCAAUGCGAGUUCUGGAGCUCCAGAGUGUUCCUUGCGCAGUGGCGUGUUGAGAAGCAGCAACCUCAGGGUGACCAGAACAAGAGCUGCUCGGAGAAAAGCUGGUUCUGUUUCUUUAGAAAAUGGAUGUGGCAGAAAAGCCACUCGGAAGAGAGUCUACUUAAGUGAUUCUGAUAACAAUUCAGUAAAAACAGAUGAAAAUCUGAAAAAUAAGGCUGGAAGCAGCCGGAAAGUUCUCCGGAAGUGUGCUGCUGUUGCUGCCAGCAAGAUAAAGCUGAUGAGUGAUGCAGAAGACUCGAGCUCAGAGAGCCCCUGCUCUGGGCGGAAGCUGCCACAUCGAAAUGCAUCGGCUGUGGCCAGGAAAAAGUUGCUGCACAACUCUGAUGAUCAGAGCCUUAAGUCAGAGACUGAAGAACUGAAAGACCAGAACCAGGCACUGUUGAUGUCCAGUCCCCAUGCUGUCCAGAACAGCAUCAGUGAUUCGGAGUCAGACAGUGACUUGAGAGUAGCCAGGAAAACCUGGAAUGCUAAUGGAUGUACAUCCCACACUGCAACAACAUGCAAAACCAAAUCUCGUCCAAUAGAGUCUUCUGAGGAAGACUCCAGAUGUCAUGGGUCGGCUCAUGGGCCCAGCAGCACUGCUGACCCUUCAACAUCUAAGCAGAAACUUGGGGCAGAUAGCAUCUCUGAGGAAGCCGACUCUGAACCAGAAAGCAGUGCAGUAUGCAAGAAUACACAUUUGUUUAAGAAAGCCAAGAUCUUGAGCGAUUCAGAAGACUGUGAGGAAAAGUGUGGAGAGAGGAAAGGUCCUGAAGUGGAAAGAAGCCCAGUUUCUGAAGCCUUGAAGGAAGCCAUUCUUGCCCCCCAGUGUCUCUCACAUCAUGGGUCUGAGACUGAUGUGGAUUCUGACGGCAGUACAGUGAGAGAGAAAUCACACAGCAAUGCGAAUGAUUCUGUAUCACAAGAGAAUGGACAAAGAAAGAAAGUUUCCCGGAAAAGGUUCUGUUCCAGUGACUCUGAAAGUAAUCUUCAGGGAAUCCAGAAGUCACCCAAAGACAAAACCAGCCCCUCGAGGAUUACUCGAAGUGCUAGUAGUAUGACCGCUGACAAAAUGAAGCUCACAAGUGAUGCAGAAGAUGUCAGCUUAGAAAGUGUGUGCACUCGAAGCAAAAGGAGAAGGAAAAAGCCUGCUCGAUUUGCUUGUACCGCAGCAAAGGUGAUGCUGAGUCGUGAGGAGAAACACACACAUUGUGAAGUGCCAGAGGAACAGCCUGCCUGUAGGAGCAAACUCCCUGACCCUGAACACCAAAGUAGUGCAGAAAAUGCAAGUGCAGACUUGGGUUCUGAAGGGAGUUCCAGUUUUGAGCAAACAAAAAGCAUACAGAACAGGCAAAUGGGCGGUGUCUGCAUAAGGCCACCUCCUAAAAUCCAAAGCUCCUCUGCUGGGCCUUCUCAGGAAAAUCCUGAAAGCCACACCCCGGAUAGUGAGAUUAGCUUGUCUUCUGAGUCGGUUUUGACCCAGAAAGCUACUGUAGAGAGUAACUUUGAAGAAGAACUGAACUAUGGGUUAAGAAGGUGGAACGGCAGAAGGCUUAGGACAUAUGGGAAAGCCCCGCUCAGUAGGACAGCACAAGUUACUUCCAGUUUACAGGCAGCAGCAGAGGUUGGAGUGAAGAGGAGGAGAGUGCAUCCUGAGGUAGACGGCGAGGACAUGCCUGGAGAAAUUGGGAGUUCAGGAUGCAGACCUGACACCAGUCCCAAGUCAUCAGACUCUGGAUCUGUAACUGACUCUGAUGUUGAUUGUACUGACAACACGAAGGCCCAAAGGAAGAAGAGAAGGAAAGGGAAAGCAAGAGUGCUUAGCACAGGUAAACCUACUACUUGUAACCCACCCAAAACUGCAAGACGUCAAAGACAGAGUAAAUGUCCGAGGUUAAGUGUGGAUGACAAUGACUGGGAGGACUUGGACUAUGCAAAAGCUAAACGAGUUGUUCGGCGCUCAAAAAUAAAAACAAGAAAUCAGGGUAGGAGAACGGUGAGAUACCACGAUGGGGAAGAUGACAGAAGCAUAGAGACCGCACUAGAGCUCACUGACCGCACCUUACGGCCUUGAGAUCCCGUGCUCAGUGGCUGACUGGAAUGUACUGUGAAAGCUGGUUUACAAUUCAGGGAAUAUAUUUAUAUUUUUCUAUGAAAAGUUGUGAAUGUGACUAAAUCAUGACUGUUACUUUUAUUUGCACUUGCUGGUUUUUGAAGCAGCAUUCAGCACAGGUGCCAAAAUAUGCUUCAUUUUGGGGGGCAGAUCUACUUUGACAGUAUUGACUACACACAGCAAGAGUUGGGAGACACGUUCAACACUAGACAGCUGGCUUAUCCAAACCAGUGAGCAUUACUUUUGUGGUAGCAGUGUCACACAGUGAUUUUCUGAAUUUAUCCAGAGGUGGUAGUUUCUAAACCCCUGCCAUGUAGUAGGAGAAAAAUCCAUGUGACCUAUGUUUACAGAAUCUUGAUAAAUAUUAUGUGCAUACUGAUAUUAUAAUCAUGGCAAGGGUAACCAUGAUUAGUAGGGAAGGCACCUACCACUUUUUUCUUUUUUUUAAAUCCUUUCCCUGGAUACUUGAGUAGAACACAUUAUACCUUAUAUAUCUGGUCAUUUUUAUUGACAUGGCUUCUACUUUUUUUCCCCAAAUUCUUCUCUUUUUUUUCUUUUAAGGCAAACCUGAUGACUUUCAUGUUUAUAAACUUGAAUUUAUAAAGUGCUUGUAAAUUAUUUUACGUUUGGAGUGCAUAUUUUAAAGAUCUAAUUUGACAACAUAGUCAUAGUAUUUUCUUUUAGAUUGUUUACUGACAAAUUGUUUUUGUCCAAAAUCUACUUUCCAUUAGGAUUCACCAAAUUCUUGCUCUUCCAUAAUCUUACUCUGAAGUAGAGAAGUUUGUGUGCCUUAGAUUUAGGGAAAGUGUUUUUUUGAUAAGAGUGCAUAGGGCUAACAGUAUUUCAGUUCUGUGUAGAUUUCCUAUUUGUGUAAGGACACAGGUUUGCUGCCCAGUGCACCCUAAGCAUCCUUUGCUUGGGACCACUGAGUGAAUCUUUGUUAUAGUGACCUCUAGUGGAAGAAACACAGUGAUUCUGAAAUCCAUUUGAAGAGAAGAGUCACAUCAUCCCAAAUACCACAGAACACUUCUAUUUUAGCCAGGGUCUUUUCUUUAAUGGAUUGAUUAUUUUUGGUCUACUGGUGUAGCUCUUCCCAGUGAGUUUCUCCUUGAAAGGCUUCCAUGAGUGAAAGGGGUGUUGUGGUAUGUGCACUUUUGAGUGCUCUUUGACUUAGUUGUGCUUGGUUUCACACUAAGCCACUCUUUUCUCCCGUUUUCUUGAGGUGGCAGAUAAAAGCAUGCGCUGCUCUCCAGUGUCCACUCUGUUUUCAUGUCUCAUGGAUUUUAGUUGACAUGGUUGGCAGUGUUUUUUCUGUUCUCAUGCAAGAGAUAAGAUGGUUUGGGACGUGUCCAGCCGUGGUUGGAAGGUAUCCCUGUUUCUCUUGGACAGAGAACUCUGUGCCAAGCUUCUUUCCAUAGAGCUCUUACUAGACAGGUGUAAGAGACACUGACUGGGUUAGCUGUCUUUGACUUUGACUGAAAAUGCAUUUGAUUCUCAUUAUGUCCCUCAGGAUUGUAACUCCAUGUUUAUCAUUAUCUGCAAAAAGGCACCCAAAAUCCACAAGUAUAUAUGAUGUGCACUCUUUUACAAAGUUUGGGUUUUAUACAUAAAGCUGUUCUCAUUUUGGGACUAAGUGUUAACUGGUUAUCGAGUGUCUAGUCAAACACUCCUUUCUGAACCUUUGGUCCAGUUGUGUAGAAGCAUGACUUGGUUUCAUCAGCUUAGGGUUCGACAGAGAGCAGAAGUGGACCUGGUGACCUUGUGUGUGGCUGACAGCGGCUCUCUCUCAGCUUGUGAAGCCCUCAAGAUGUGGGCUUGUGAGGAAGUAUGUGUGGGGUUUUGCUUUCCUUUUUUUGUUCCUUUUGGUUUUGGUGCUAUUUCUAACAUUAACUUUGAAUAUGUGACACACUCCUAUGUACCAUUAAGGAUGAUUAACAAUAGUUAUAAUGUUUACAUUUGAGCACUAGGUGUUUGAAAUGCGCAGGGAUUUAAUGCACAGAUGUACUUUAAUGUUUAGGAUCAGUCUGUCUUUUUGAGAAAGUUAUAAGGUGAAUGUGAACUGGUCCAGAAAUAAGUGCUCUAGCUUCUGCUGCACUUGAAGUAGUUAGUGGUGUAUAUGUAAAAGGAGCCAUUUCCCACUCUAGUUUUGUAUGUCCAAAGUCCUGUGAUUUUAUUCAUUCAUAAUUUUUAAAAGAAGUUUGAAGUAUUCAGGUUUGAUUUUUUUUUUUACUUCCUUUGAAAGAUUAUUACCAAGCAUAUUAAGAAAAAAAAAAGAUUUAAAAGGAUUUCCCCCCUAUAUCUUAUUUUAAAAGGUGUACUCAAUGUGUAGUAAUUUAUGAAUAAAAAGAAAAUGUAUCCUAUUUCCAGGUAAUUCCUAGGGUGGUCAUUGUUUUGUUUUUUCAACAGAGUGGAAAACCUCUGAUCAAAUAAUGUCUGAAGUUAGUGUGAUCUUGGAAAUUGUGUUACAGGUUUCCUAGAGAAGUUGGUUUUGAGUAAAACAAUGUUUUGAAAAGCACUUCAAGACCUAGAACAACAAUGUGUCAGGUUUAUAAAUAGGUCCAUUCAACACCACCAGAGGGUUCCAUUACAGACAGGUCCAUACAGUACCGCCGGAGAGCUACACUGCCCACAGUCACGUGUCACUACGCCUUUGCCCUCAUUUGUGGCUUUUGGGGUAAGGAUGGGUUCACACCACAGUCCCAGUUUCUGUGGUGGUCUUUUUCUUAAAUCACUGUACUGUAUGAUAUGAAAAUUGACCUGGAUUUUACUCUUGUGUCACUACAAGUUGAAUGUGAUUGUGUCAACUGAAAAAAGACAUCUGAGGUUUGUAAUGGCGUAGAAUGCAGAACAUUAAAGAUGCACGGCAUGCUUUGUUUUUCUUUC